Molecule: messenger RNA, 1156 nt
Organism: Manduca sexta (tobacco hornworm)
Lineage: Eukaryota; Metazoa; Arthropoda; Insecta; Lepidoptera; Sphingidae
Product: RNA pseudouridylate synthase domain-containing protein 1
Exons: 5
Coding region: 270-1139 (289 amino acids)
Biological process (GO): pseudouridine synthesis
Molecular function (GO): pseudouridine synthase activity; RNA binding
Source: RefSeq, a predicted model, not a curated record
AAAUGUUUUGUUUUCAGUGACAUUUUAUAAGUAAUUCUAAAAUAAAUUGUCUUUUUGUUAUGCGCACAAAAUAAUAAAAAAAAACAGUGAUUUCCAGUGGGCAAAAUGCCACUGGAGGAAAUUCUGAGCGUAUGCCUAGAUAGAGCACUGCAGACUGCGUUCAAAUCCUUCCUGUUGCAUUUUUGUCCAAGGUUAUCACAUUUGAUACCGUAUUUAGAGAAUCUUAAUCAAAACUAUUCUAUUAAUUUAUCAAUCUUAAAACCGUACACAUGUUUCAUAAAAUGAACGCAUCGUAUCCCCUCGCUUGUCCAUAUAAAAAAAUGGACGUGAAAAAACUGUACGAAAGUGGAGAUUAUCUAAUUGUUAACAAACCGUACGAUAUGUAUAUUAAUUCAGAUGACGAAAAUGAAAAGAACACAGUAACAUACCACAUCGCCUCGCCAGAUUCACAUCUGUCCACCUCUUUCCAACCUCUGCACUUUGUCCAACGCCUGGACUACGCUACAAGCGGCGUGUUAUGCAUAGCAAAGAACAAAUCUGCGGCUGGAAGGGCGGGAAAGUUGUUUGAAAAACGAUUAACUAAGAAAUACUAUUUGGCGGUUGUGCGCGGCCAUGUUGAGCUGGAUUUGGCUGAUAUUGAGUAUGAUGUGGGAAUGGACCCGUCCACAGCGGACUCUAGUCACCGCAUGGUCGCAGUGACUCCGUCAUCCGACGCAUGCGUGUUACCGCGGGCAGCCCACACGCGGCUGCUACUGCUGGAGACGGGAUAUUACGGGUCUGAUGCUGUUAGUGUGGUGCUACUGAAACCUAUCACAGGGCGUCGUCACCAACUGCGCGUGCACUGCUCGGCGCUGGGACACACAAUCCUCGGCGACUACACCUACAGCGGCGCCGCGGACGUCGCGCCGUACCGGAUGUUCCUGCACGCUACUAGACUAGUCCUACCCCUCCAACAAGAGAGCCUUGACAUAAAAACUCCAGAGCCCUUCUUCUCCGACCAGAAGUUCGCGUCUCAGUGGAAGUCCGAGCAGGUGGUGUGCAAGUACAAGAGCGAGGCGGAGUUCACGGCAGCGUGUGACGUCAUCGACAGGUCUUACGUCAUCGGCGUUCGGUACAAGCUGUUCAGUUGUCGGGAGUAAAUUAUUUGCGUGGAUAA